Molecule: messenger RNA, 3195 nt
Organism: Closterium sp. Yama58-4
Lineage: Eukaryota; Viridiplantae; Streptophyta; Zygnematophyceae; Desmidiales; Closteriaceae
Source: the annotation of a GenBank genome assembly
AUGGUUGUUCAGCAGGACAAGUACAUCUACACGCCGUUGAGCGACGUGCCUGCAGCAGCGGGGCAGAAGGUCAAUGUCUUCGGCGUGGUGGUCCUCGCAGACAACAUCCGGCACUCCCAAGGGACGGAUUUCUACUGCACGCUGCUGUUAGCGGAUACCACGUGUCACAGCCCUGGCUAUGCCGUCAAUCUCUUUGCUCCUCGAGCUGAUCAACUACCGCAAGUGGCCAAUGUCGGCGAUAUUAUUCGCAUCCACAGAGUGAUGAGCACGGUGAUACACAGCGGUCCCCUGGGCACGGCGCGCGCAGGGCUGGGCAGCGCCCACGCUCUCUUCUCAGGGGCGCCAGGCGCGCCCCUUGAGCCCUACUCCUUCUCGCACAAAACCUUCUCACCACUCUCCGACGGCCACAAGCAGCUCGUGCAGCAGCUCAGGGCCUGGGCGCACGGCUUCCCCUUCCUCAUCCGCCCACCCACAGCACCGGAGCCAUUGCUCACCAUCAGCAGCAUCGAUGCGGACAUUGCCUUUGACCUCUGCGUGCAGGUGUGGCACGUAGUAAAGAAGGAUCGGAUGGUGGUGCUCUUUGUCUGGGAUGGCACCGACCUCCCUCUCCCGUCACUUUCUGCGCCGGCAGCACCAAUCCCCUCCAGCCAUGUCCCGCAUCAAGGCCAGCCAUUCAGUGUCCCUGACUCCUCCACCACACCAUCUGCGCCCUCCAGCUCAUCCGUUCCCGAACCAGCACCCACUGGGCCGCCCACUUCAACCCCUGCAUCAGCAUCAGCACAGGAGAGAAUGCAUGCUGCCUCUCCUCCCCCCUCCACUCGCUCAUUGCACCCGCUCUUUGCCAUCGGAAGUCGCCCCGCCCCUCCUCUCUCUGUGCUCCAGCGUGUUCCCCCUCUGGGCUCCCUGCUGCCUGUUAUAGCCACGUGCCACGGUGCCAGAGGGGAUUGGCUGGGCCUUUUCAACAACUCCAGCCGCCUGAGCCUCGUCAGGGAGUGCUACGCGGACGUAGCAGAGCUGACAAGCAAGUAUGCAGAGAGAGCAGCGAGUGAGGACGCCCACACGCGGAUAGGCAACAUGGCUCUGUGGGCCUCCAUCCACCAGCAUACACGCAUCGCCCGUUCCCUGCAGCCGUACUCCACCCUUCGCCAGAUCUACACCCAUCCUGUGGUGCCGUACCGCUUCCGCUGUGCAGCGAGAGUGAUCUUCGCCUCUGCCAUCCACCCCGCCCGCUUCACUGCCUUCGUUCCAGACAAGCCCCGCUCCCUCUCCUCCUCUCCUGCACCCCCGCGCUCCUCCACUCCUCCACCUGCCGCUGCCACAUCUGCUGGUGCCACUGCUGGUACUGAUGCAACCGAGGGGACGGGGGAGGAAGGGACGGGAAAGCGGUCAGGAGAGGAAGGCGUGGAAAGGGCGCGAGCGAAGCUGCGAAAAGGGGAGGAUAAUGCUGACGUGGCAAGGCAGGAUGUUGCUCACGUGGCGAGGCAGGAGGGGGCUGAUGUGGCGCCACAGGAAGACGCUGAGGCUAAUGUGGCAAAGGAAGCAGUAGGAAAGGGGGUGGAAGAGGGAGAAGGAGGUGGUUCGGGGAAAGCAGCAGAGACAGCAGGCACAUCAGAGGGCGUGGGCGGAGUGGCUUCAGCAAAGGGAGAGUCCACAGGAAAAGCAGGUUCUGGGGUGAGAAGGAAGUGGGUGGCAGGGCUUGUCUUGGUGCUCGAGGAUGCUACGGGGCGGUUGCUCGUCCGCCUCGCCUCACCUAAUGCCGAGGUGUUCUUUUCAGCAACAGCGGAGGAGUUGCGCAAGGAUGCAGGGUUGUCUGCGAGAGCAGCUGCAGGCAUGGCUAUGCUGCUGGCGAUGGCGCCGCGCGUGCUUGGCCUGCUGGCUUUGAUCGCGAUCUCGGUGGUGGGAUGCGUCGCCUUCUCGGAGGAGCGACCGACGGAUCAGCGCAUCCUGGUGCUGCUGGACGACCUCAAGAAUAAGGACUCCUACUCCAUCUUCUUUAAGAACCUCGCAGAUCGCGGGUACGAAUUGGAUUUGCGCGCGGCGAGGGAUUCGAGUCUCGUGCUGCAGAAGUACGGCGAGUACCUCUACGACGCCGCCAUCAUCCUCGCGCCCAAAGUCUCUUCGUUCGGCGGCGUGGUGGACGUGGCGGCGAUCCUCGACUUCGUGGACUCGGGUCACGACCUCAUCCUCGCGGCGGACAGCGGCGCGUCCGACACCAUCCGCGAUAUCGCACUCGAGUGCGGCGUGGACCUCGACGAGAACCCAAAGGGCGUGGUGAUCGACCACCAGCAGUACGCGCGGGUGAGCGGGCGCAGGGACGACCACACGCUCGUGCUCGGCAGCAACCUCAUCAACUCCUCCGUCAUCCUCGGCGCUGCCCCCAUCAAGGGCCCCGUUCUCUUCCAGGGGAUUGCCAUGACAGUCUCGCCCACGUCUGAGCUGGUGGUGCCGGUGCUCUCAGGCUCCCCCACGGCCUACGCGGCGGACCCAGCAGCGGCUCUCAAGGAGCCCCCCGCGCUGCAGGGCAAGGCGGUCUCGCUCGUGGCGGCCAUGCAGGCGCGCAACAACGCGCGCGUGCUUAUCUCCGGCUCCCUCGCGCUCUUCACAGACAGUUUCUUCCGCGCGGUGGUGGACGUCUCUGCCACCUCCGCCGACCCCGCCUCACAAAACGCCAGGACCUCCCAGUGGCUGUCGCCGGCCGGCAAUGAGCAGUUUGUCACGGAGCUCUCCAAGUGGACCUUCCACGAGAGGGGCCACCUCAAGGCUGUGAACCUGCGGCACAACAAGGCUGGUGAGAGCACGGAGCCUGCAGUCUACCGCGUCUCUGACCACCUGGAGUUCGCAGUGGAUAUCUAUGAGUGGGCGGGCAGCGAGUGGGUGCCAUUCAAGGGCGACGAUGUGCAAGUGCAGUUCUACAUGAUGAGCCCCUACGUGCUCAAGACACUGUCGCACGAUGACAAGGGUCGCUUCUUCACAUCCUUCCAGGUGCCGGACGUGUACGGGGUGUUUCAGUUCAAGGUGGAGCACAAGCGCCUGGGCUACUCCACGAUCUCCCUCGCUAAGCAGAUCCCCGUGCGCCCCUUCCGCCACGAUGAGUUUGAGCGCUUCAUCCCGGCCGCCUUCCCCUACUACGCCUCCACCUUCUCCAUGAUGAUAGCGUUCUUUGUCAUUGGCUUUGUCUUCCUCUACCACAAGUAA